Molecule: messenger RNA, 1086 nt
Organism: Symbiodinium necroappetens
Lineage: Eukaryota; Dinophyceae; Suessiales; Symbiodiniaceae
Source: the annotation of a GenBank genome assembly
GUGAUUGCAGCGGUGCUCCGUGGCAGCCGCCGAGAUCGCAAGCGGUACAGUGCACAUCUGCUGGCGGAUGCCGUGAGGCUGUGGUAUUACGACCAGAAGCUAGUUCCCCGGGGAAUUAGUGUCAAUGCUCCCUCGGUGCAAGAUUGGGCAUUGAAGGCAACCAAGUUCAAGCGCCUGGCGCAGCGUGCGAGAUCUUCGCGCAAUCGAGCCCUAGGGGAACUGAAGGAUGAGCUGAUUGACUUCCUGCCCAAACAGGAUGCUGGGUCUGAAGCUGAAGAAAGUGAUGAUGAUGAUGAUGCUUCGGAUGCGGGUUCCAAUGGGGAGGUCGAGGCCCUCGAGGCAUUGGGCAAUUGUGAAGCUGAUGUUGCAUCAGCUGUUGUCCACUCCCCGAGCUCGAUGGCUACGACUUCAGUGGGGUCUACAAGCUCUCUACGUGUUGAGAGCCUUGUGCAGAAGUACCGGAAGCUCUCCCUGGCUUCCCCGACCUCGGUGGCAUCCAGAGUGACUGCUGCAGACGAUGCAGCUACUUCGGAAGUUUCCACUUGUGCAAGUUCCAGCGACAGUGCUGUGCGGGCUGCAAGGGUUGACAAGCUUAAUGCUAUUUUCUUACGCAUGAAGCAGCAGAAGCUGAAGAAGACCCCCGAGCAGAUGGACAAUCAGUUUGUGCUUCCAGCAGCGGUGCUGAGCAGCAUCGAGACCAUGUCGAAGGGCCUGGUCGCCAAGCCGUGGAAGGGGCAGGAGUACGAGAGCGAUGGCGAGCAAGAUGAUGUGGAGCCGGAUGAGUGUGAGAAGGAGAAUGUUAAGCCUAAGCCUAAAGGAAAGGCUAAGGCAAAGGCAAAGGCAAAGGCCAAGGCCAAGUCUUCUGGCCCAGGCAAAGUGAGGAUCGAGGUUGAGGGUCCUGUUGGGGAUUGCCCCUACGUGCCGGGCGAUUUUCGAAAGCGGAAAUUUGCCUACUGCCAUGAAUGCACAAAGGAUGGUUUCCUGAACCAUUGGGAGGCUCUCCAGGCAUGGCAGUUCAGCGAGGAACGGGCAAGCUUGCUGUGCAACCUUUCGGCCAGCGAGCUCUCUCGCCGAAGGUUCGACUGA